Spinacia oleracea (spinach) is the source of this 1606-nucleotide messenger RNA. Its product is annotated as GDSL esterase/lipase At3g26430-like. Gene Ontology annotation, molecular function: hydrolase activity, acting on ester bonds. The transcript has 5 exons. The record is from RefSeq and is a predicted model, not a curated record. Lineage: Eukaryota; Viridiplantae; Streptophyta; Magnoliopsida; Caryophyllales; Amaranthaceae. Bases 82 to 1275 code for a protein of 397 amino acids.
AUAGCGCCUAAAUCACUUUCCUCAACCAGAACACAAAACUCCAAAAAUAAAAACUUUACAUCCGAUCAGUUAAUAAAAAAAAUGGGAUCGAAAUGUGGAAUGACAAAGAGGGCAAUGAGAUUUGGCGUGAUUAUUUGGGUAAUUUUGGUAGUUGCCAAUAAUUUGGGGGUGUCAUUAGCGUUAACAACUUCCAAAAUCAAGCAUUUCCCAGCAAUUUUCAACUUUGGUGAUUCGAACUCCGAUACCGGCGGCCUCACUGCGGUGUAUGGACAGGCGCCUCCUCCCAAUGGAGAAACCUUCUUCGGUGGUUCUGCUGGCCGUUUCUGCGACGGUCGCCUCGUUAUCGAUUUCUUAGCUGAAAGUUUGGGAUUAGCAUAUUUGAGUCCAUACCUAGACUCAAUAGGCUCAAAUUUUAGCCAUGGAGCCAAUUUUGCAACAGCAGGUUCAACAGUCAGACCUCAAAACACCACCAGGUCUCAAAGCGGAUACAGCCCAAUCUCUUUGGACGUCCAAUUCGCCGAAUACUCCGCCUUUUAUAAAAGGUCCCAACUACUCCGGAAACACGGAGGAUUUUUUGCGGGGUUGUUACCAGAAGAAGACUACUUCAGUCGUGCUCUAUACACCUUUGAUAUUGGCCAAAAUGAUAUUACUGCUGGCUACAAACUAAACUUGACCACAGAGCAGGUCAAGGCCUAUAUCCCCGAUGUUGUUGAUCAGUUUUCCAAAGUUGUUAAGGGUGUGUAUACACAAGGAGGACGGGCAUUCUGGAUCCACAACACGGGCCCAUUGGGCUGUCUACCGUAUAUGCUAGACUACUUUAUCUUUACACCGGCCCAAAUUGAUGAGUUUGGAUGUGCAAGGUCAUUGAAUGAGGUUUCCCAAUACUAUAACAGUGAGCUGAAACAGGCUGUGGUUCAGCUAAGGAAGGAUAUGCCUUUGGCUUCAAUCACAUUUGUUGAUAUAUACUCGAUCAAGCGUAGGCUCAUCACCCAUGCCGAGAGUUUCGGGUUUGAGAAACCUCUAGUAGCUUGUUGUGGCAUUGGAGGGAAAUACAACUUCAACAACACAAUGAGAUGUGGAAGCACAGAGAUUGUGGGUGGCAAAGAGAUUUUGAUUGCAAAAUCAUGCAAUAAUCCGUCGAAACGAGUAAAUUGGGAUGGAAUUCAUUACACUGAGGCAGCUAAUAAGUGGAUAUUUGAUCAAAUUAACAAAAAUUCCUCAUACUUAGACCCAUCAAUCUCUUUGGAAGUUGCUUAUCAAAACCCAAAUGUGUAAGAGUUCGUAAAGGGGUUACCGAGAUUAUGUUCAUCAAGUUUAUGUGAGCUCGACUGUGGCCCUGUUUGGCAAUUGGCUGUUGGCUGUUGGCUGUCGGCUGUUUUACUUGGCUGGUUUGACUGGCUGUUCAAGUUGGCUGCUUUUGUUGGCUGUUUGACUAUGGAUUGGUUACAAAUAUGUUUAGUAAAAUCAGUUGUUGGCUGUUGGCUGUAGCUAUGUAAAAUGACAUUUAAGGACAUUUAAUGUCUUUUAUUCAUUUUUCAAUACAUACUGUGUAUUGUGUACGGAGUAAAACGUAAUUACAAAUAAAUAAAUAUAAAUUAAAAAUAAA